Messenger RNA from Trichogramma pretiosum, 758 nucleotides. RefSeq names its product hemK methyltransferase family member 2 (gene HemK2). The transcript has a single exon. The record is from RefSeq and is a predicted model, not a curated record. Gene Ontology annotation, biological process: methylation. NCBI's taxonomy places the organism in Eukaryota, Metazoa, Arthropoda, Insecta, Hymenoptera, Trichogrammatidae. Gene Ontology annotation, cellular component: eRF1 methyltransferase complex. Gene Ontology annotation, molecular function: S-adenosylmethionine-dependent methyltransferase activity; protein methyltransferase activity; nucleic acid binding. The coding region runs from base 15 to 653 and encodes 212 amino acids.
UAUAAAAAUUGAUCAUGGAAACGCCUAUUGUAAAACUAACAGAUAUUGAGCUUGAUAAUGUGUAUGAACCAUCGGAAGAUUCAUUUUUGCUUAUAGAUGCCUUAGAAACUGAUUUAAAUGAUCAGUUGAAAAAUAAAAAACCUUCCAUGUGCCUGGAAAUUGGUAUUGGAUCUGGUGUGGUUUUAUCUGCUCUUGCUAUGGCUUUAGAAAAGUUUUGCUCAUCUUACUUUGUUGGUAUUGACAUUAAUCCUAUUGCUUGUAGAGCAACAAAAAAGACAUCUAUGUUAAACAAGGUGGAUGUUGAUGUUGUUCAAAUGGAUUUGCUUAAUAAUUUGCAUUCUCGCAAUGUAUUUGAUAUUAUUAUAUUUAAUCCACCAUAUGUGGUUACUGAACCAAUCGAAGUCCAAGAUGAGAAACUCAUUAGUAAGACCUGGGCUGGUGGUAUAAUGGGACGUCAAGUUAUGGAUAAAGUAUUCCCAUUUAUAACACAAUUUUUGUCUUCAGAAGGUUUAUUUUAUUUACUUGUUAUAAAAGAAAAUGAGCCUGAAAGUAUAAUUGAACUUUUUAAAACUUGGAGCAUGAAAGGUUCAAUUAUUGCUGAAAGAAAAAUAAGAGGAGAGCAUUUAUAUGUUUUACGAUUUCAAAGAGAGUGAUAUUUAUCUGUUCAAUCUUUUGUUAUAGAUAUUAUAAAUGCAAACUUUUUCCAUUUUUAUUGUAAAUUUUAUGUAUUAUAUAUCGUUUCUCAAGCAUAUGUAAAU